Messenger RNA from Cladophialophora psammophila CBS 110553, 234 nucleotides. RefSeq lists its product as uncharacterized. The coding region runs from base 1 to 234 and encodes 77 amino acids. Gene Ontology annotation, biological process: protein N-linked glycosylation. The record is from RefSeq and is a predicted model, not a curated record. NCBI's taxonomy places the organism in Eukaryota, Fungi, Ascomycota, Eurotiomycetes, Chaetothyriales, Herpotrichiellaceae. The transcript has 3 exons.
AUGUCGCUGUACGAAGUGUGGCAAGCAGCCGCAGGCAGCCCUUUCCAGCCUACGGUUGGUAAGGAAAGCCAAUUGAACGUAGGAUUGUUUCUGUUGCUCAUUGGACUGAUACUCACUGGACUCUUCGCCCUGAACAAGUCUCCUCUCUCAAUACCUAUCUUCGGGAUCCCUGCUUCACUGGCAUUUGGUUUCGGGGCCGUCUACGCCAUCUGCGGAUUCGGUGUCUAUGUCUAA